GUCCUGGGCCGGGCCGGGCCUGUCAGCGUCGAGCUUGCUGAGGUGCUCCUCGCGGGAGGCUGUGGACAUGCCGCUGGCCUGGAGCGGGACAGAGUUCUCCUGACAGGAUGACAGGAAAAAGCCCGAAUUUUAAUUUCCAGCUCCCAGCUGUUGUGCAGCCUACAGUGGAUAGCAAUGUAUACCCAUUUGGGAAUGGUAUCAGUUCUGACAGUGAUGUGUUGGAAGAUGAAGUGGAGAUCUAUGAACUGCGUCCCAGGGGAAAGGAGAAAGUUCGAAGAAGCACAUCAAGAGAAAGGAUGGAUGAUAUUGUAUUCAUAACCAGGGAUAUACAGGAAGGAGACACAUUAAAUGCAAUAGCUCUUCAGUAUUGUUGUUCAGUAGCUGAUAUCAAAAGGGUGAACAACCUCAUCACAGACCAGGACUUCUUUGCACUGCGAGCUAUUAAAAUUCCAGUGAAAAAGUUUAGCCUAUUGACUGAGACACACAGUUUUCCCAAAAGCAGGCAAGUUUUGAGAACUGUCUCUUCUUCAUUGUCUGCAGAACUCUCAGACACACCACUGGCUGCUGAGCCAUUUUCCUCUACUGAGACAGCUGGUAACUUCUUGAAAGAAGUAGAUCGUGACAUAGAACAAAUAGUGAAGUGUAAUGCUACAAAGAGAGAGAAUCUUAAUGAAGUUGUUUCUGCCUUAACAACCCAACAAUCAAACUUUGAGCCAGAUGGUAACCACAUCAAGCGGAAAGAUCCUUAUUAUGGUGCAGACUGGGGAAUAGGAUGGUGGACAGCAGUUGUAAUAAUGGUAAUGGUGGGUAUAAUAACACCUGUUUUUUAUCUUUUAUACUAUGAAAUUUUAGUUAAAGUGGAUGUCAGUCACCAUUCUACAGUGGAAUAUUCAUCUGUUACAACACCAUCUCAGUCAAAACCACUAGAAAAUGGAGUAAAUCGUUUUUCAUGAAAAUCAAGUAAAAUUUUUGCAUGCUAAAGGUCUGGGCAUCCAUUCAACAUAUUCUGUGAAGAACCAACAACAACAGGUCCUGCAUGGAGUUGGAAAGUAACUACAUGUGAUGGCAUUUAAAAGGAGGGCAUUUGUUAUGAUUCAACAUGUAUGAAAGAAGUUGCCCUUCAGUAGAAUGGUCAAGUCAGCAUGUUGAUAAAUUAAAGACGUAGUGCAUGGAUCUGCCACAAUAAUGGGAGACCAGCAGCUGUGAUCCAAGUGAAUAGGACAGAAUCCAGUUUAAAUGAAAGUACUUUGUUAGCAUACAUUUAAACAAGCUCUUUGUUUUCUGGAAAAAAUAUUAUUUAGUUUGGAUGUGUUGUCAGUGUGAAAGUUUAGUUAUAAAGAGAAAAAAAAGUUAUCUUCCAUCAUGAGCUAAUCCUGGAAUUAGAAAUAGUUGUUUUUCAGAUGGGCUGAAGAACAGUUUGCUGUGUUGGUGAUCUAAGAGUCUAGUUGUGCAAAGAUAUAUAGAGUAUUAUAUCAUGAAAAAGAUCAUAGGACUAACUGCACUUUGUAUGAAAAUGUCCUUUUACAAAAAAACACCUUUGGGAAUGGGACAACUUCAAGCAGAGAUACAGGGAAAGCGUAUGUUUAAGCCUUUCCCCUCUUAAUUUUAUUUCCCUGUCUUUCAUGCCUCCUGUUUUCCAUUAAUGUUGUUGUGUUCCAAAUGCAUAUUCAGAAGGACAGCUGUGUGUGCACCUGUGCACUCACAAUUUGGAACAAAGAAGAUGCAGAGUCCUUCCUCCCUCCCCAUUUAUUUUUUCUUUUAAAAACCAAAAGGCAUACAGUCCUGUGGAUAACAUGCAAUUAACACUCUAGCUUAUUGGUCAGCUGAACUAAAAAUCUUGCCUUUUGAAGACAUCUAUAUCCUUUCACUAAAAUUUCCCUUUUAAAUAGUUAUAACUAUAAAACUGAUUGUAAAAUUGCUAGCCUAUAAAAUUGCUUAUUAAGACCUUAAUAUCCCAGCUCUGCCUCUGCUUUUGGGGGUAGGGUAGGAGGGUAGUAUAACUGUGUUUGAGCCUUGCUACUGAAGAUGAGCAACACAAACUUAUGGACAAGACAGCAAACUAAUCACAUUGUUAACUUAGUAUUAUGUACCAAAAUAUGAUCUUGAGAUUUAUUAAAGCUCAAGAGCCUGCGCCUUAUUUCUAUAAUAUAAUAAAGACAUUGUAUUUUGUGAAUGAAUAGAACACCCAUGAAAGAAAAGGUCUUUCUGAAUUAUCAGCAUCUGUUUCUAUUAAAGACAAUUAAAUAUUUUGUGUGUACAAACAGAAUUGGCAGUAACAAUAUGAAACUAAGUAGCCUGUACUGACUUUCCUUCACAUGUGCUGCUGCAUGUAUUGCUCUUUUCCGAAGUAUUCUGUUGCAGUCUUAAACACUCACUUACUAUGUGAUGAGCCUUUACUUUGGAAAGGUUACAAAAACCUUACAAAGUUACAGAAAAAUUGAGAAUUUCACUGUGAAUUCUAUGGAAAGCUAAUAACACCUUGAAACACCCAGCAGUUCAGUCAUAAGUAUAAGCAAGUAAACCCCAUUUAUUUUAAUGCUACUACAACUUGCAUAAGUUUGUUUAGGACUGCAAAACUGAGUGUUAGGAAGUUUAUUCAAAAUGGAGAAAAAAAUAGGAUCAGGAUAUCAGAGUUGUAAUAGGAUAUGUUGAUCAGUCAGCCAGCUCUUAAUUUGUGUAUUCAAUCAUAUUUGUUUAUUUUAAAGAACAUUGCCACAAAUGUUCUUUACAUAGUAAAAUAUUUUAUAAUGUCUGAAAUUUAUAAAAUGUUUUUGGGUAAAAUAUCUUUUCUGGAAUUAAAAUGCUAAAAGAAAAGUACAAAUAAAAUAUAUAUUUUUAAUUCAGCUUAGAGUGAUGAAUUAACAGUCUAAAUUCCACAGUGCUUAGUCUAUUAAUAUUUGUUAAUGUGCUUUAUGUGUAUUCUGUACUUUCUAAAGGAGAGGAAUCCUAAGACUAUUUCAGGUAUACCAAAGUGUUUAGAUAUGUGUGUUUUAAGAGAAGCUCUCCUAAAAACCUCAAAUGACUUUUGAAAUCCUUCUAUGUUGCAAGAGUGGAUUGUCCUGUAAUAGCCUUUUUGAGUAAGACCUUUCCAAGUCUAAAAUGAGAUGUACAGAACUAAUUGGCUGGUUCUUUGGAUUCUAUCUUCAACUGUAUUGUCAGUGACUGGCUAUAAAUUUGCCAAAGAGAACUAGCCAUUACUAUUUGCAAAAGUACAAUUCAGAAGGCAGUUUAUCUUAAAUAAAAAACAUUCAAGCAUUGUUAA
Messenger RNA from Varanus komodoensis (Komodo dragon), 3262 nucleotides. RefSeq names its product LysM domain containing 3 (gene LYSMD3). Gene Ontology annotation, cellular component: Golgi apparatus. The record is from RefSeq and is a predicted model, not a curated record. Bases 108 to 953 code for a protein of 281 amino acids. NCBI's taxonomy places the organism in Eukaryota, Metazoa, Chordata, Lepidosauria, Squamata, Varanidae. The transcript is spliced from 3 exons. Gene Ontology annotation, biological process: Golgi organization.